Entrophospora sp. SA101 is the source of this 1080-nucleotide messenger RNA. The record is from the annotation of a GenBank genome assembly. NCBI's taxonomy places the organism in Eukaryota, Fungi, Glomeromycota, Glomeromycetes, Entrophosporales, Entrophosporaceae.
AUGUCAUCGAAAAGUUUUGAAAAGCCAUUAUCAGAAAUUGAACAUUAUCAAACAUACAAAUACAUCGUAAAAUAUCAAAUUAAUACCUCUAAAAUGUUUGAUUCACCUUUGGCACAAACUCAAAAUGCACAGAACUAUGUAGACAUAAUGGUGCAGAUCCGCAAGUACACCAGUGAGCUUGAGAAUGAUACACCUACUAUUGUAGCAUUUGGUGAUCAAAGCGCUGGUAAAAGUUCUUUGAUGCAAAGAUUAACUGGUGGCAUUCCUGUACCGAAAGGUGUUGGUAGGUGCACUGCAACUCCAUUUGAAAUUAGAAUGAUGCAGACACAAGAGCCAAUUCGUAGGAUAUCUUUACGAUAUGUGGAAAAUAGCAAACGUAUAGCAACGUCUCCAAGCGAAAUCGAUUUUUGUGAUAUUCUAGAUAUGGAACAUGAAAAGAUUGAAGACAAAUUACGAGAGGCUCAGCGUUAUGUUCUAAAUCCAUCAAUAAAAGUACAAGAUAGCCCGAUAUCUGAUACAUUGGGUAAUAAAGACGAGUUGAUGUUCACGCGUAACGCUAUUUGCGUUACAAUCGGUGAUCCUAACCAAAAAUUUUCAUUGGCCAUGGUCGACCUUCCUGGAAUUAUCAGAGACAACCAGGAGAAUGAGGACUUUGUCAUUUCUCUUGUUAAAGAAUAUAUCAAUAAAGAUACGACGAUCCUUUUACCAAUAUUUCAAGCAACUGCGGAUAUAGCGACACAAAGUGCUUGGAAAUUAGCAAAAGAAGCUGAUCCUAGCGGUAAACGCACGGUUGGUGUCCUAACAAAAAUCGAUCAAAUCUCUGACGAUGAAAUUAAACAUAAAGCGUUGGCUAAUUUUGUCGAGGGUAAAGGUGAACAUCAAGUUGAGACUUUUAAUCAAGAUACCACUUUUCAUGGACAGGUCAGAACACUAAAGCCAAUUGAAUCAAAUAAUGAUGCAUCUAGUUGGAUGCAGUUGCCUCCUUCGCCUAUUACACAUGGUAAUAACCCAGAACCUUAUAAUCUAUUUGUUUUUAAUAAUGGUGGCGAGGUUGUUAUCAAAUUUUUUCUCUUAACCUGA